AUGCUGGACCGCCUCGAGUGCUACAACUUCAAGUCCUACCGAGGGCGGCAGACCAUCGGGCCGUUCCACUCGUUCACGGCCGUCAUUGGGCCCAAUGGCGCCGGCAAGUCCAACCUGAUGGACGCCAUCUCGUUCGUGCUCGGCGUCCGCAGCGUGUCCCUCCGCUCGACCGCCCUCAAGGACCUCAUCUACCGCAGCGGCCGCAAGCGUCGCGACAAGAAGGGCAAGGGCAAGGCCGUCGAGGGCGGCGACGACGACGGUGACGACGAGGAGGAGGAGGAGGAGGAGGACGAGGACGAGGACGAGGAAGAUGGAGCGGGAGACAGCGAGGAGGACGGCGGCAUCGACGGCGAGCGCUCGGCGUGGGUCAUGGCCAUCUACGUCGACCGCGCCGAGAACAAGGAGUGGCGCUUCCAGCGUUCCAUCUCGACGAGCGGCACGAGCGAGUACAAGAUCAACGGCAAGGCCGUGUCGUACAAGCGCUACAACGAGCAGCUCGAGAGCUUCAACAUCCUCGUCAAGGCCAAGAACUUCCUCGUCUUCCAGGGUGACGUCGAGGCCGUCGCGUCGCAGUCGCCCAAGGACCUGUCGCGCCUCAUCGACCAGAUCAGCGGCUCGCUCGACCUCAAGGACGAGUACGACCGCUGCGCGCACGCCCUCGUCAAGGCGACCGAGGCGUCGAUGGCGCAGCACAGCCGUCGCAAGGGCGUCAACACCGAGGUCAAGCAGUACCAGCUCAUGAAGAGCGAGGCCGAGCGGUGGCAGUCGCUCCAGUCGCAGAAGGCCGACGCCGUCGUGCACCACCUCGUGUGGAAGCUCUUCCACAUCGAGCAGGGCAUCAAGGCGGCCGAGGAGCGCAUCGACGAGCGCAACGUCGAGCUCAAGAAGCUGCGCGACGAGAACGAGUCGUUCGAGGACGACGUGCGCUCCAAGCGCAAGGCGGUCAACAAGGCGCAGAAGGAGGUCGGCAAGCAGGAGCGCGAGGUCAAGAACAAGGAGAAGGAGCUCCUCGAUGCUCGUCCCGCGCUCGCCGGCAUUGACACCAAGCGCACCUACGCCGAGAAGCACCUCAAGGCCGCCGAGGACCAGUCGGCCAAGCAGCGCAUCGACCUCGACGCGCAGCAGAAGAAGCUCGACCAGCUCAACAAGGACCUCGAGACGACCGAGCGUGCUGCGCAGGCGCACCGCGACGCCCAGGAGGCGGCCGCUCGCGAGCAGGGCAUCUCGCUCAGCUCAGAGGACCUCGCCGAGUACAACAAGCUCAAGAGCCAGGCGUCGACCAAGGCCGUCGCCGAGCGCGAGGCGCUCGCCAAGCUCGUCAACGACGACAAGACCAAGCGCGACUCGCUCUCGACGGCGCAGGACCAGCUCGAGAGCACGAGGCGCAAGGUCGAGCGGCUCGAGGGCGAGGAGGCGACGCUCGAGAAGCGCAAGGACACGGUCGAGACGAAGCAGGGAGCGCUGCAGGACGACCUCAAGAAGGCUCGCGCCGACCUCGACGACCUUCGCAAGCGCAAGGCCCAGAUCAAGCAGACCGAGGCCGAGUACAACGAGAAGCUCGAGCGCACGCUGCGCGAGCUCGAGCGGGCCGGCGCCGCCCGCCAGGAGAAGGACUCGGAGCGCCGCUUCAAGGAGACGCUCGCCCAGCUCAAGCGCACGUUCCCUGGCGUUCGCGGCCGCAUCAUCGACCUCUGCAAGCCGACCCAGCAGAAGUACGGCACGGCCGUCACGACCGUCCUCGGCCGCAACAUCGACUCGAUCGUCGUCGACAGCGAGAAGACGGCCAUCUCCUGUAUCGAGUACAUGCGCGUGCAGCGCCUCGGGCAGGCCACGUUCGUCCCUGUCGAAACCGUCUCGGUCCAGCCGGUCAACGACAAGUACCGCUCGUUCGCCAAGGGCGCUCGGCUCGCGAUCGACGUCAUCAACUUCGACCCGAGCGUCGAGAAGGCGAUGCAGUUCGCGUGCGGCAACUCGCUCGUGUGCGACACGAUGCAGAUCGCGCGCCACGUGUGCUACGACCGCGGCCAGGAGGUCAAGGCCGUCACGCUCGAGGGCACCGUCAUCCACCGCUCGGGCACCAUCACGGGCGGCACGUCCCACUCGGGCGGCCGCUCGUUCGAGGACCAGGAGGUCGAGGCGCUCCGCCGUCGCGAGACCGAGCUGCGCGGCAAGCUCGCCGAGUGCCUCAAGAACCGCCCGCACGCCCGUGCCGAGGAGCAGCUCCUCGCCGACGAGGCGCGCACCAGGGCCGACCUGCAAGGCGUCGAGGACGACCUCAGCUCGACCAACUCGCGCCUCAAGGGCGUCAAGGACGAGCUCAAGACGCUCCGCAAGCGCGCCGCCGACCUCGAGAAGGCCGUCGCCAAGCUCGAGCGCGACCUCGAGCGGCUCGAGGCCGAGGCGGCCACCCAGCGCGACGUGAUCGAGCGCGAGGAGGACGCCAUCUUUGCCGACUUCUGCGCCCGCAUUGGCGUGUCCGACAUCCGCGAGUACGAGGAGAAGCAGCUUCGCUCGGCGCAGGAGGACAACGCCGAGAUGCUCAAGCUCGACACGCACGUCGCGCGCCUCAACCACCAGAUCCGGUUCCAGUCGGAGCAGGUCGAGCUCAUCCAGGACCGCGUCAACUCGCUCGAGGCGACGGCCAACAAGCACCGGGUCGCCCUCGAGCGCCUUGACGGCGAGCGCGACGCCAAGCAGGGCGAGAUCGAGCACCUCGAGCAGGAGGUCAAGGACCUGGGCCUCGUCCUCGACCAGCUCAAGGAGACGCUCGCCGACAAGCAGGCCGAGCUCGAGCAGGCGCGCAAGGCCGGCGGCAAGGCGAGUCGCGCCCUCGACCAGGCGCUCAAGGAGGUCGCGUCCGCCAACGACGACAUCGAGCGCCUCUCGUCCGAGCGCUUCACCCUGUACCGCCGCUGCAAGCUCGAGGAGAUCGACCUUCCGCUCAGCAAGGGCCGGCUCGACGACAUCCCGAUCGAGGAGACGCAGCAGGCCGUCCAGAUGGACGUUGACGGGCCCGAGUCGGGCACGCAGAACGUCUUCCAGGCCAACGACCACGGUGUCGAGGUCGACUUUGAGGAGCUCGACGAGGACGAGGAGGAGGACUCGUCGGACAAGAUGGACGAGCAGCUCGUCGCCGCCAUUGCCCGCAUCCAGAGCGACAUCGACAAGAUGUCGGUCAACCUCAAGGCGAUCGAGCGGCUCGGCGACUCGGAGGCGCGCUUCAAGGAGAUCGACGGCGAGUUUGACGAGGCGCGCGAGGCGACCCGCAAGGCCAAGGACGCGUUCAACGUCGUCAAGAAGAAGCGCUGCGAGCUGUUCAACAAGGCGUUCAAGCACAUCGAGGACAACAUCGACGAGGUGUACAAGGACCUGACCAAGGGCGCUGCAAGCCCGCAGGGCGGCGUCGCCUACCUCAGUCUCGAGGAGCCGGAUGAGCCGUACCUGCACGGCAUCAAGUACCACGCCAUGCCGCCGCUCAAGCGUUUCCGCGACAUGGACCAGCUCUCCGGCGGCGAGAAGACAAUGGCGGCACUCGCGCUCCUCUUCGCCAUUCACUCGUUCCAGCCGUCGCCCUUUUUCGUCCUCGACGAGGUCGACGGCGCACUCGACAACACGAACGUCGGCCGGGUCGCGCGCUACGUCCAGUCGCGCACCCUGCAGAACGACUUCCAGUGCAUCGUCAUCACGCACAAGCAGCUCAUGUUCGAGUCGUCGUCUGCGCUCGUCGGCAUCUACCGCGAAGCCGGGUCCAAGACGCUCACGCUCGACCUCACCCAGUACGGCGAGGGCAACGCCUGAACCCGCCGCCUCUCUUCUUCCUUCUCCUCCCGAUCCCCCCGUGUAUGAACCCUGGCGGUCCCUCCUCAGUACCUGUAACAGCGCGUCGGUUCUUGGU
Messenger RNA from Rhodotorula graminis WP1, 3895 nucleotides. RefSeq lists its product as uncharacterized. Gene Ontology annotation, cellular component: nucleus; cohesin complex; chromosome. Gene Ontology annotation, biological process: sister chromatid cohesion. The record is from RefSeq and is a predicted model, not a curated record. The coding region runs from base 1 to 3798 and encodes 1265 amino acids. The transcript has 17 exons. Gene Ontology annotation, molecular function: ATP binding; protein binding; ATP hydrolysis activity. Lineage: Eukaryota; Fungi; Basidiomycota; Microbotryomycetes; Sporidiobolales; Sporidiobolaceae.